Myxocyprinus asiaticus (Chinese sucker) is the source of this 809-nucleotide messenger RNA. RefSeq lists its product as uncharacterized. The transcript has 3 exons. Gene Ontology annotation, molecular function: protein binding. NCBI's taxonomy places the organism in Eukaryota, Metazoa, Chordata, Actinopteri, Cypriniformes, Catostomidae. The record is from RefSeq and is a predicted model, not a curated record. Bases 87 to 356 code for a protein of 89 amino acids.
UAGGUGGCACCCACACUUAUAAAUAAAUGAAGCCUAGGUUUCCUUUUCCUAGUUGAUCUGAUAUUUCGAUCCUCUGCUGAGUGAAAAUGAUCUAUCAGGUGCUUAUUAAUUUCGACGACAAAAAGAAUAAACCCCUAGAAGUGGCGGACUGUGAGGACAAAUUUAACAAAACCACAGUCUUGGAACUGAAGAGAAAAUUCAAAGAAAAAAUCGCCGGAUCACCAGAUCCAGAAAACUUAAGAGUUAUCUUUGGAAAAGACCCUCUGGAAGACAACAUGACACUUGUGUUUUAUAAAAUUAAACAUUUGUCUGUCCUUUUCUUUAUUUUAAAGAUGCCUGGAGGAGGAGAUGUGUGAACAUGACAUGGAUCCUAAAAGCACUGACAGAAAUGGGAUGAGAGGGUGCAUGUGGCUAAGAGUGGACCAUAAUGUGGUUUGAGGAUCUACAGUUACCUCUGUUGUGAUUUCAUAUGAAAUAUGCAUGGUUUAGACUUUAGACACUUCCUUUUAAAUGCAAGUGUACUUCAAAACCAGUGUUUUCUUUUUACAGUAGUAUUACACUGCAUGACAAGGUUGUGAUUUGUACCUAUGAAUAAACUGUAAUGCUUAUAAUUUAAGAACAUUUUAUGAUUUUAGGAACAACAAUUUGAAAGUUUACUUGAAUUUGGAAUUGAGUCGAUUCAUGACUGUAUAUAAUAACCUCUCAUUUGCAUUAUGAAAAUGCCUGUGUAUGCAAUCAGAUGUAAUUGAAAUUAAAAUGAGAAGUAUGCAUUAUAGAGAUCUAACUUGAAAAAUAAAUGUCUGAAAAGA